Messenger RNA from Fragaria vesca subsp. vesca, 706 nucleotides. RefSeq lists its product as uncharacterized. The transcript has a single exon. NCBI's taxonomy places the organism in Eukaryota, Viridiplantae, Streptophyta, Magnoliopsida, Rosales, Rosaceae. The record is from RefSeq and is a predicted model, not a curated record. Bases 134 to 496 code for a protein of 120 amino acids.
UCUCUAUAUAUACUACACUCCUUUGCCAUUCCUUCACUCCAUUCAUUCAUUUCAUACGACUUUCAUAUCACAAAAGCAAGUAAAUCAUACAGAAGCUUUAUCGAUCAAACAACUACUAGCUAGCUAGCUCAAUAUGAUGAUGAGUAGCAUUGUGAAGAAGCUCUUGUUCUGUGGAGCGAAGGGGUUUCCCUCCAUCUCGGACGACUCUCGAAUACAAGCCGGUCACGUCCGUGUGUGUGUUGGAAGAGACAUUGAUCUGAUGUGCAAGUUUGAGAUGGAUGCCAAUUACCUAAACCAUCCACUCUUCCAGAGUCUAUUGGAGCUCUCGGCCGAGCAAGAGUUCGGUUAUUCCUACGAUGGAGCCCUAAGGAUAGCCUGCGACGUCGAUCUCUUCCACUAUCUUCUUCAUCUUCUUGAAACCAGCAACCCCUCCGCCCAUUACAUGGAGCUUUCCGAUCUCAUUUCCAAGUUCUACACUAGCGCUAUCUACAACUAACAGCUUGGUGGUGCUGCCGCCUAGCUGACAUUCUAAGCCUCUGGAUUUUUGACUGAGGAUUGAUAUAUAAUGUAAUGUAGAUAGGCAUUCUUUCUUAUACAUUGAUUCUUUUGUAAUAUUAUACUUCCAUCUUCGAAAAUUGAAGAGUAAAUGUAUACAUCAAAUUUUAGUGAUACAAAAGUUACGCCAGCAAUUAGUUGGUUUGUGAGC